Messenger RNA from Oryzias melastigma (Indian medaka), 10273 nucleotides. It is a transcript of the gene zranb3, whose product is annotated as zinc finger, RAN-binding domain containing 3. Gene Ontology annotation, biological process: DNA repair; replication fork processing. NCBI's taxonomy places the organism in Eukaryota, Metazoa, Chordata, Actinopteri, Beloniformes, Adrianichthyidae. The record is from RefSeq and is a predicted model, not a curated record. The coding region runs from base 200 to 3526 and encodes 1108 amino acids. Gene Ontology annotation, molecular function: nucleic acid binding; zinc ion binding; endonuclease activity. Gene Ontology annotation, cellular component: nuclear replication fork. The transcript is spliced from 22 exons.
AUGUCACGUCUGGACGUCAAUUUUUUUGGCGGUUUCUGACGGUGUCGUCUUGUGUUUCGCAUCGUCCCAGAGCGAAACGAGAUUUUAUUUUGUACUUUUUGCAGCAUGUUUUAGGGUCGAAGUAGCUUAGAAAAUAUAACACGUUGAGGGAAAGUGACGGAAACCUCAAGUCCCAGGCCACAGAGACGGCAGCUUUUUAAUGUUUUACCCGUCCGACCCGCCCGUGAAGCCGGAGGAGCACUCUCCAGUGGAGAUGGCGGAUGAUGGCGGACCGAGCUCCUGCUGGGCUGGAAGAUGGUCACAGCAACUGUCAGGACUUCCUAACAAGCUCCUGCAGCGUCUGAUGCCCUUCCAAAGAGAGGGUGUGGAGUUCGCCUUGUCUCUGAACGGACGAUGUAUGAUUGCCGAUGAGAUGGGUCUCGGGAAGACGGUGCAGGCCAUCGCGGUGGCAUAUGCCUACAGGCAGGAGUGGCCUCUGCUGGUGGUGGUGCCAUCCUCCCUCAAGUACCCCUGGAUCGAGGAGCUGGAGAGGUGGAUCCCGGAGCUGCAGCCCGGAGACAUCAAUUUGGUGGAGAACAAGAGCCACACCGUGGGUAUUGGCAGCACUAAGGUGACAGUUCUGGGUUAUGGACUGCUCACUACAGACGCACGCCCCCUAGUGGAGGCUCUCACCAGACAACGCUUCUCCGUGGUGGUGGUGGACGAGUCGCACUACCUCAAAUCCCGAAACGCAGCUCGAACUAAAAUCCUGGUUCCUCUGAUUCAGAGUGCAAAACGAGCCAUCCUGUUGACCGGAACUCCAGCACUGGGCCGACCCGAAGAGCUUUUUAUGCAGAUUGACGCGCUCUAUCCCAGGAGGUUUGGGACCUGGACGGACUACGCCAAAACAUACUGCAACGCCCAUUACAGGUACUUUGGGCCUCGCAGGCAGUGGGACUGCCGCGGGGCGUCCAACCUGGAGGAGCUGCACCGGCGGCUGAGUCAGAUUAUGAUCAGACGGCUCAAAGCCGACGUCCUCACCCAGCUGCCCCCCAAAAUCCGCCAGCGCAUCCCUUUCGACCUGCCUAAGGAGGCGGCAAAGGAAGCGGCGGCCAGCUUUGCCGAGUGGGAGAGGCUGAUGAAGGGUCUGGGGUCGGGGGUCGCAGACAACCCCUUCACAGAGGUCAUGAGCCUGGUGACUCAGAUGUACAAGCAAACCGCCAUCGCCAAGGCGGGAGCUGUGAAGGACUACAUUAAGAUGAUGCUGGAGGCGGAGCAGCUGAAGUUCCUGGUGUUCGGGCACCACCUUACCAUGCUUCAAGCCUGUACCGAAGCUGCCAUCGAGGCCAAGGCUGGUUACAUUCGAAUCGACGGCAGCGUUCCAGCGUCUGAACGAAACCAGUUGGUCCAUAAAUUCCAGAGUGAUCCAGAAACCCGUGUGGCCAUUCUAAGCAUCCAAGCAGCUGGACAGGGUUUGACCUUCACCGCCGCCAGCCAUGUGGUGUUUGCCGAGCUCUACUGGAACCCCGGUCACAUCAAGCAGGCGGAGGAUCGCGCCCAUCGCAUCGGGCAGACGUCCUCCGUCAACGUGCACUACCUGAUCGCCAAGGGCACCUUCGACACCGUCAUGUGGUCCAUGCUCAACAGGAAGGAAACUGUGACUGGCAGCACUCUGAACGGGAGGAAGGAAUACCUGAAGGCCGACGAGGGGGACAAAGACAAGUGGGAAUUCCUCAACUUUGCUGACUCGUGGAAGCCGACGGAGAUGGUGCUGCCGCUGGAGGGAAACUCCGGAAAAACCAAUGAUGACAUUUUCUUUAGUCAUUUUGAGAAAGAGAAGCAGCACGACAUUCGUUCCUUUUUCUCCCCGAGCGCCAACAAGGAUAAGAAGAGGAGGAGAGGGGAGGACGGAGGAGAGACGUCUUCCAUCUCCUCCGAGGUGAACAGUGAGAAUGAGGACAGAAACUCUUCGCCCUCCGACCUAGACUUUUCCCCGCAGUUGAAACGGCUGCGAACGCCCCGGCCCAGACCGAGUCCUCUAUCGCGGUUUGGGGGGAAGCAGGCGGCAUUAAGGAGUCCCGGGGUCUCGGUCAUGACCCCGCGGAAGCUGGCACAACCUGAAGUGGUGUCGACGUGGAACUGUGGGGCCUGCACCUACUCCAACAGCAGCCUGCUGCCUUAUUGUGAGAUGUGCGAGUUCCCGCGCUCGGCCUCGACUCUCAAAACAGAUCCGCAAGGUCCAGGCCCGGACCGCCCGCCGCCCAGCUCCGGCCGGGAGGAAGUCAAACAGCAGGAGGAGGGAUCUCCCAAAGACAAACAGAAAGUAGGAGAAGCUGAGGAAGAGGACGAGCUGAGGCUCAAAGGCAAACAGUCAUCCGGAGAGAGAGUUGACGGUGGCGGGCGCCUCCCCCCUGACCACACACACGACUGCAGAGCUGUGGCGUGUUUGUUUUCUGCUUCUGAUGCUAAUGGCGAUGAUGAGGGCAGGGGUGGAGAUGACGCCAGCACCACCCAGCCCGUCUACCCAGGCCUUCAGUUCUGCGCCAGCCAGUACACAGACCGAAUAUAUCUAUACUCUAAGGACGGAGCGCCGCUGAGCUUGAGCUUCAUCCCUCUGGACAUCAAACUAACCAACUGGGACGACCUGCCGGAGGCCUUCAACCGGCACCGGGAAAAUCGAAUCCAGGUGCUGAGGUUUGUUCAGGAGUGGAGUGGCCUUCCAGCCAUGAAGCAGAAGCUGCUUCGACGCAGCGGCCUCCUCUUCCACAGCCCCAGCCUGGGCCUGCAGGAGCUGACCGCCGCACAGCGCCCCCACUCCAGCACCAAGAGGUACCUCAGCAGGGAUGAGGUGGCUCUGGCCUCCCUGAGCAAAGCCCAGCAGGAAGGAGGCGGCGUCCGGCUGGUCACCAAGGAGAACUUCUUCACCAGGAGGAAGCCUGCGUGUCGGCGAACAGCGGAGAGCUCAAAUGACGAGCAGCCAAGUUCAUCGACGGACCAGCAGCCACCAACAGAGGCCGGAUACCUGCAGGCCACGGAUAGUCACGGCGUCCCGUUGUGUCUGUCGUGCCAGCAGGCCUGCCCCACCACCGGGGGGCCCUGGGACACUCGCUUUUGCAGCUUAAAUUGUGAAAAGGAGUUCUUGUUGCGCUCCAGCCAAACGUACAUGCGGUCGCAGGUCCUGGAGGCGGAGCAAGGAGUCUGUCAACAUUGCGGCCUCCACGCCCACGAUCUGUUCCUGAAGAUCCGGGACGCUCCUCCCUCCCAGAGAAAGGAGAUGUUGGAAAACACCUGGCUGGCCCAGCUGCCCCUCAAACAGCUGAACGAGAUGAUCCGCGCUCCGGUGGAGGGGGAUUUCUGGCAGGUUGACCACAUCCGGCCGGUGUACAGCGGAGGAGGACAGUGCUCCCUGGAUAACCUGCAAACGCUCUGCACGGUCUGCCACAAAUCUCGGACGGCGCAGCAAGCCAAAGAGCGCAGCCGGAUGAGGAAGAGCACUGCUGCGUCCAGGGUUGCGUCAGACAUCACCCAGUUCUUCUUCAAGAAAUGAGAAGAUGAAGGAGUUUUGUAGGUUAGGUACAGAUUAGGUAUGCUUUAUAUCAUGAAGACAUGUAAGAUAUAGUGUUUUCCAAUUCUUAGAUGAUAAAAUAAUUCUAAAAUUUUGACGAAGGAACUGUUUUAAGAGACACAAGGCCCAUACUACUGAAGAUACUUAAAUCUGAGUUGUUUUUAUCUAAUUUUUUGUGCUUUUUUCGAAAGAUGGUCUCUGCUGAUGAAAUUGGCCAAACUGGUCAUACCAGUUUAGCCACCUUAUGCAACAUUUAGCAAGUUAGUCUUGGUUGCUCAUGUUCGUUUAUACCAGUCAAGUUAGCUCAUGCUAGCCAUGUUACUCUGUGUUAAUCAAGUUAACCUUUUCUGGUCACACCAGCUAAGUUUGCUAUGAUUGCUACAUUAGCUUAAACUGGUGCCUUUGUUCACUAUGUUAGCUUAUGUUAACUACAUUUGUUGGUUAUGUUAUCAUACACAAGUAAAGUUAGGCUAUGCUCACCACAUUAGCUUGAACUAGCCAUGGUAACCUGAAUUUGUUAUUAUUUAUCAAGUUAGCCUUUGCUGUUCAUGUUAGCUUAAUCCAGUAAAGUUUGCCUGUGCUACCAUAUUAGCCAAAACUGGUUAUCCUGAUCUGGUCGAGUUAGCCUGUGUUUAUCAAGUUGGCUCACAUUAGCCUAUACAAGUUUGCCUGUGAUAGGGACAUUAGCCUAUAACAGUCAAGUCAGCCUAUGCUAACUAUGUUAGCCUAAAUCUGGUCGAAUUAGCCUAUGCUUAUCAAAUUAGCCUCGGCCGGUCAAGUUAGUUAAUGCCAGUCACGUUUGCUUAAUCUGGUCGAGUUAGCCUGUGUUUAAUAAAUUAGGAUUGGUCGGCCAAGUUAGCCAAUACCAGUCAAGUUACCCUAUGCUAGCCACGUUUGCCUAAACUGGUCAAAUUUUCCUGUUUAGCAAACUAGCCUUGGCGGAUCAAGUUAGCUAAAGCCAGUCACGUUUGCCUAAAACUGGUCGAGUUAGCCUGUGUUUAUAAAAUUAGUACUGGCCGGCCAAGUUAGCUAAUACCAAUCAAGAUAGUGUAUGCCAGCCACGUUGGCCUAAACUGGUCAAGUUAGCAUAUGUUUAUCAAAUUAGCCUUGGCUGGCCAAGUUAGCUAAAACCAUUCAGGUUAGACUGUGCUAGAUACGUUAGCCUAAUCUGGUAAAGUUAGCAUAUGUUUAUUAAAUUAGCCUUGGCCAGUCAAGUUAGGCUAUGAAUUCCCAUGUCCCCUAACAUCAGCUAACCCACGUUUGCCACUAUCCUUCGAGCUAGCUGAUGCUAUUCAAAUUAGCCUGUGCUAAUUAAGUAAUUUAUGCCACUUUAUGAAGGUUGACAUCAACCAAGCUUCACUUUUGGAAAGAAUAUUUUUCAACAAAUACAUUUUUGAUAUUUGUUGUUGGUGUUGCCCUCAGAUGAACCAUCCUUUUCAUUAGUACAUGGUAAAUAUGUUACAGUAAUUGAUCAUUAUUGGCUGACCUAUAUUAAAGAAAAUAGAAGUUUUUUUUUCUCUACCUGUUUUGAAAAAUCAGCAUCUAAAAUAAUAUCACCGUCAUAUCAUAAAUCUGCCUACUUCUAUACUACUUCUAUACACAUAUACAAGUUUUUCAGUAGAGUCUAUUAGAUGAAGUAUUUGCUCAUAUAUCACCAGUUUUUAAAAAUGAUUUUCUAUGUUCCCUAACUUCAAGCAACCCUAGCAGUAACGCUCAUAAUUCAUUGUUUUAAGGGGAAACUUCUAAAUCAAGUUGUAGAUCCGAUUAGGGCUUAGUGUCCACCCGAAAGACAGAACUGCCGUUGGCGUCCAGAUUUCUUCCCGUCUUCCAGUCGCUCACGUCGCGCUAGUCCUCAUUACGGCAAAAAAAAGUGCAGCUGAGGAGGUUUACCUAAAAGAAAAUGUAAAUGCAGCCAACUCCCUGUCGUCCCCGAACCGUCACCAGCGAGGUGGGUUUGAUUUAUGACGACCCCCUUUCCUCGCCUCCAGGCUGAAGUGGAGCAGGUUGCUCGGAGAGACGCGGCUAUUUAAAGGUUUUGCAAACUUGGUAAAAAGAAGCAGGUGAGAUGAAUGAAGGGGGCUCUGAGAUAAAACCAGGUGUCCUCAUUGGUGUUCUCAACAUGUGGCGCCUUGUACGUCUUCUUUUUUUUUUUUUUUUGAUGGAUGCUUGAGAACUCCCCGGUGAAAUAAAAUGUUCCGUCCCAUUGAGCUCUUUUGCUUCUUGAACCACAGUUUGGAAUGUAAAUACACCGAGAUGCUGCCGCUCUCACAGUAGCGCAUCAUUUCAUUGCCUCAAGUCAGGAACAUCAUUGUCCACAUAUCUGCGUCCUCUCCAGCUGUGCCUGAUGAUCUGAGCAGAAUGUACCGGCUAUGUUUAGAGAGACGGAGAGCCGGUUACUAUGGAAACAAGACUUCGGGUUCAGCCAUGUCGGGGAUAUUGAAUGUGUUUCUUUUUUUUUCCGUGUGUGUAUGUGUGAGGUUACACAAUGAGCCAGACAUCAGAAGGUCCAAUCAAUACCAGCAGGCUCCUGUGAAAACGAGGCCUUCGCAUUCCUCCACAGCGCAAUUCCGCUUCCCCGUUAGGCUCCAUCAUCGACGCCCCUGUGUCACAAUUUGUCCGCCUGUCAGCCGUGUCAAACUCCUAACUCAGCAAAUCCCCGCCAUCGCCGGGAAAGUUUGAGAUUUUCCCUGACAGCUCCAACUUCCCGCAGCCUAUCAGCGCGGAGAAGAAGAAGCCACGGCGUCAAACUCUGCGUGAAGGCGUAGGUGUGUGUGUAUUUCCCCUACGGCUGCUCCAGGUCUCCACUUAAUAAGACCGUCGUUCCUCUCCUGUCCAAACCGACAAGCUUUGAGAGUAAUGAACAUCUCCCAUGCAGGCCUCCGACAACAGCAGGUUUCAGUGUCAGUCCCUGUCAGCAGUCAAUGACUCUGAUCUGCUGCUUUAUUGCACCCAAAAGGUGUGCAGUAGACGAGAAAAUCCCGCUGACUUUGUCUUAGUUAUAAAUAAUCGGAGCGUUUGGAUGGGAAGUCAUAAUGAUCGGGUCUGCGAGGCCGUUUGCUUUGGAAAACAGCCCAAAGGACAAACACCACCAUCCCCCCCCAGCAGGUGCAAUAAAAACGGACUCAAACACAGCCGGACGGCCGCCGGGGGUUUGUGUGUUUGACACGCCGAUCACCUCCCAGACGUCUUCUCUAAAGCUAUCUCCAGAACAAAUCCAAACUCCUCCGUCGGGAGACUUCAACACCUUUUGCUCGAGAGAACAGAAACACUUUUUUUUUUUAUUUACAGGUUUCAUAGCAACAGCACGCGCCGCGCAUGUCUGACAGCUAAAAUUAACCGCGCAAAUAUCCAGCGGAAAUAAGCACACGCAAUUAAAUAAAAUCACAGAAAACUGACACGGAGAAGAAAGUGAAGAAAAUGGGCGAGAAGCUGCAAGGCAAUGCUCCUAAACUUUAUUUAAAAAGACAAUUUAGGUUUUCUUUUAAGAAAAAUUGUCGUUUUUCCAGAAAUCUCAUUUAAAUGAAUCAAAUUAACAAACACACGUGAGAAAAAUCUCCCCCCCCCCUGCCUAUUGUUGGGUCUUAAAAUGAGGCAAAUACAAGCUCAGAUUAACAACAAUGCGCAUUACAUCUUGCCAAUAUUUGCUGAACUACAACUAAGCCGCCCUGCUUAGCACCCCCAUAAUGUUCCUGCAGGAAUUAAAAACAUGCAGGUGGUGGUAAUCCUGUGCAGUUGAUUGAUCUCCAUCAGAUGUGAGCUCUGCUGUGAAAGUUCUGUCAGCUUGGGGCUCUGGGACGCUCAGGUGCUACAAGGAAAAAAAAAGAAAAAAAGGCGUCAGCAGCAAUCUUCAGGAAUCAGCUGGAGCUGUCUGUUGGACGUUGUGAGACGACUUCCAACGACGUGGGAAUCCGUCAUUCUUUGGCGAUAAGAAGACAAAAACCUUCAAGAGGUCUUAUAAUCUUCUCAGGAGUGACUGUAUAUGAGAACUGGACUGAGCCACCCCUCCCCUUGUUCCAAACAGGAAGUAUCCACCGGCUCCAAGAAGCCAAAAAUCCCAUAGCCUUCUAUUGAGACAUAAACCGCUAUACUUUAAACAUGUUCUGGAUUUUUUUUAAUGAAUACUCAAAUCUGAUUGGCUGCUGCGUGUGGAUUAAAAAGUGAUAAUCCACAGUGAUAAUGCACAACUAAGAAAUAAAUUACGGUCACAUAGCCCACAUGUUCUGUAUUACUGCUCAGGCUUCUUUAAAACAAACUUUUGCUUCUUCAUCUGGGCAAAAACAAACAUUAAGAGGUGAAAUUCUCUCUAAAAUGAAAGUUUAUUUAACUUAUUGUGACGAUCAGCAUAUAUACAAUUGGAAAAGAACCUGUGUGAGUACCUCAAUUUUUGUACAAAAUGGACACGUGAUAUGUUUUUAUUUUUUAUCUCGAGAAAAUAUUGCUGUUUAAAUUGCAUCAGUUUAUAUGUUCAUGUUGUUAUUGAACAUAAAACCAAGUCAUUCUAAAAGGGGUUCACAUAUUUUCUGUAUCUCUUUCGUUUAUCGCUGUAGUCGAGGUUGAUGUCGGCUCAACGGUGCGUUGUCAUGUUACUGUGACAACCAACAAUCAAAUAAUCUGCAUUUUGUAAUCUAAACUAAAAAAAUAACAAGUAUAAAGUACUUCAAAUGAAUAUUAAAAAAAUAUUUAUUUGUUUUAUACCAUGGUUUAACCGGGAUAAUGCCCGGCGAAGUGUGCAUUAUCAGAAAUUAACACAUUUCUCAGAAACGACCAUCUAUAACGUGUCAAUUUCUGAUAAUGCACACUUUGUCGGGCAUUAUCCCUUAGAUAAACUGACCAAUCAGAUGCUUCAAUAAAAGUUUGUGGACUCACAUUCAACCUUUGAAACUUUAGAUUGACUGUUUACCCAAGCCCACCUUCUAACAAGCUCACUCCUGAUUGGUUAGGGUGGUUUCCAUAGAAAUGAUCACUCAGACCAAUCACAGCUUACGAUUACUGAGGAUUUCUGACUCCAACCAUGAAAAAAUAGUGACUGAAUUGGCUUCAUUUGGUUGGAGCUGGAGGUAACUCAUUUUUUACGGGUGAUGUCACACUCGCUCAGUUACUUUCAUGCAUGAAACUAAAGAUGUUUCAUCUACAAAACAACUUUUGUGGCACAACUUGUCUGGGGUCGCCACAACGAAUCAGCUUUCACCGAUAUUCACACUUGGUUUGGCAGAGAGUUAUACACCAGAAUCGCUUUCUGCCCCGAGCCUGUACUUUAUCCUGGCUAGAAACUGGCACAGGAAGACUCAGAUUUUAGCCCCCCUGUGGCUACAUAGAAGGGGUUUAAAAAAGAAGAAUUUACAUCUAAAUAAAAAUGUAUUUUUGGAUGACAUCUUUGUGAAGAUGUAACCAUGGAAACUUGUUGCUAAAGUGAUCAAAUAUGCCAUAUAAAAAAAUAAAAGCACUUUUGAGGUCUGAAUAUUCUUGGACUUCUCUUUGUAUUGACAAGCGAUUGUAAGUCCCAAGGCAAAUUUUCUCACCGAAAAACACAUAAAUAGUGACAAAGCGGGAAAUAUCGUAACAGCAGUUGUAAACUCUUUCUCAAAUUCACUAAAGCAAACGUGAAAAACCAAAGAACGUCUUCUGGCUAGCUUUGGGAUAGUGGGAUGACAAUCUGUUUCUGUUACUUUUUUAAUGUCGCCAUUUUGGAGACAAAUAGGACUUCACUGAACAAAAACGUCUAGGACAAAUGUAAAUGUAGGACAAGCAAGUUUUGGCAUUUAUUUGAACGACAGUUAUAAAGAGACUGACAAACUUUGUGGUCAUGUGACCCAAUGGUUUGCUUUGGGCUUAUUUGACGAUCGUCUCUCAGCUUUAACUUUUUUUUACUAUAGAACCUUUGAGUAAAUAUGCAACACUUUAUGUUUGUCAUGUGUUGCAAAUCAGUGCAAACCCAAUCACCUAAUUCCCACUGAUCUUGUAAACUUUCAUAACGUUACAGUAUGUCAAAGAGCAUGUGUUAUUUAGGUGACAUUGUUAAAGGGUUAAGGUCACCAUCAUUUUGACCUUAUGUGACAUCACUAAGCUACUCCUCUAUGGUGUAUACUUACCAAAAUCAUGAAGUUCACAAGGAAAUCACCGCCAAUACAAAUAUUUUAUAAACUCUACCCACAUGAAUAAAUGAUAAUAUGAAUUAGUCAUUUUUAAGAAAAGUAAAAGUUUUUUUCUAUUUUUUUGGUGGCCGUGGUGCAGUGGUAGAGUGGUUGAUUGGAAAAUAGAAGGUUCGAUUCCCGCCUUGCCUGCCCUUUUUUUCCUUGGUCAAGACAAAUUGACCAAGGACACAUUGUUGUGGUUAUAAGUUGGCGCUAGUGUUCUGUAGUGGAGUCGCCAUCAGUGUGUGAAUGUACGAGAGGGACUGUGACUGUAAAGUUAAUUGGGGCUUCUAAAAAGUAGUAAAGUGCUAUAUAAGUAUACACCAUUUACCAUUUUACCUGUGUUGAUUUCAAAGGGUUUCCGUUUCAGACCAGCCUUGGGAAAAAAAAGGAUGUUUCCCCCGUUUUGGAAAAUGGUUAGCCUAGGGUUUGGCAGUCGAUUGUUGAAAAGAAAAAAAACAUGAUAUGAGGCGUUUCUACCUUCUUUAAGGCCCAAUGCGCCUAGUCCCAUUUAGUUGUGCUCUAGACGUUUGCCAACCGGACCACCCGGAGCAACACACAUGAUCAGAGUUUUUCUAAGUCAUGAUCUUUAAAAAAA